Molecule: messenger RNA, 2158 nt
Organism: Ostrinia nubilalis (European corn borer)
Lineage: Eukaryota; Metazoa; Arthropoda; Insecta; Lepidoptera; Crambidae
Gene: shaker
Product: potassium voltage-gated channel protein Shaker
Exons: 9
Coding region: 402-1919 (505 amino acids)
Biological process (GO): protein homooligomerization; potassium ion transmembrane transport
Cellular component (GO): voltage-gated potassium channel complex; membrane
Molecular function (GO): protein binding; delayed rectifier potassium channel activity
Source: RefSeq, a predicted model, not a curated record
GCGGCCGCUACCCGGCAACCAAGCCCGCGCGAGCCGCCACCACCGCGCACGAAGGCUAGUCACACACCACAACAAGACUACACCUGUGCUAUACCCAGUGGGACGGAGCACGGCCGCACCAGCACGGGAUGCUGGCUACCACACAAACAGAGUUCAAGCGGGACCACACAACCUAGUUCCCGCUCACCAUACUUAUGACAAGAUACAAUAAUAAAAUUGUGAUUUAGCUACACACUGUACCAAAUGAUGCGUCCAAAUUUUUGAAAUUAGCUUUAGGUAGUGAUGCGUUAGUAUAGUCAGGUUGUGAUGUUAGGGAUUAAAAACAUGUGGGCCGUCCGGAUGAGUGUGUGCCGGACGGAGUGAAUGGUGUCCGGAGGGGGAUGGGUGUGUGAGCGAGAGCGAUGGCGGCCGUGGCCGGCUUGUACGGACUGGGCGACGAGCAGCGCGCUCGCCACCGCCGCGGUCAGGCCAACGCCGAGCGCUCCGAGUCCAGGGACGACAACACCGAAGCGUCACUGCCAAAACUGUGCAGUCAGGAAGAGGAGCCGGGGAAGCCACCCCAGGGAGGAGUCGUCACCUUCGAGCCCAUACAGCACGACCACGACUUCUGCGAACGCGUCGUCAUCAACGUCAGCGGCCUGAAGUUCGAGACUCAACUGCGUACACUGAACCAAUUCCCAGAAACGCUUCUGGGCGACCCCGCCCGGAGAAUACGUUAUUUCGACCCGUUGAGGAACGAGUACUUCUUCGAUCGGAACCGCCCAUCUUUCGACGCCAUCCUGUAUUACUACCAGAGCGGCGGGCGCCUCCGGCGGCCCGUUAACGUGCCCCUCGACGUGUUCUCCGAAGAGAUUAAGUUCUACGAGCUGGGGGAGCAGGCUACCAACAAGUUCCGUGAGGAUGAAGGAUUCAUAAAGGAAGAAGAGAAGCCCCUGCCCUCCAACGAGCGCCAGCGCAAAAUCUGGCUGCUCUUCGAGUACCCCGAGAGCUCCCAAGCCGCUCGCGUCGUGGCCAUCAUCUCCGUCUUCGUCAUCCUGCUGUCCAUCGUCAUCUUCUGCCUCGAGACCCUGCCGGAGUUCAAGCACUACAAGGUGUUCAACACCACCACCAACGGCACCAAGAUCGAGGAGGAUGAGGUCCCCGACAUCACCGACCCGUUCUUCCUGAUCGAGACCCUCUGCAUCAUCUGGUUCACCUUCGAGUUGAUAGUGCGGUUCUUGGCAUGUCCGAAUAAAUUUAACUUUUUCCGCGACGUGAUGAACAUUAUCGAUAUUAUCGCGAUUAUUCCCUACUUCAUCACGUUGGCUACCGUCGUUGCGGAAGAAGAGGACACGCUGAACCUGCCCCGAGCCCCGGUCUCCCCUCAAGACAAGUCCACCAACCAAGCCAUGAGCCUCGCCAUCCUGCGUGUCAUCCGUCUGGUGCGCGUGUUCCGAAUCUUCAAACUGUCACGUCACUCCAAGGGCUUACAGAUCCUCGGUCGCACCCUCAAGGCAUCCAUGCGUGAACUGGGACUGCUGAUAUUCUUCUUGUUCAUCGGUGUCGUCCUGUUUUCCUCCGCGGUGUACUUCGCUGAGGCCGGAAGUGAGAACAGCUUCUUCAAAUCCAUACCAGAUGCGUUUUGGUGGGCGGUCGUGACAAUGACGACCGUAGGCUAUGGAGAUAUGACACCGGUGGGAGUGUGGGGCAAGAUUGUGGGUUCGCUGUGCGCCAUCGCCGGCGUGCUCACCAUCGCGCUCCCCGUGCCCGUCAUCGUAUCCAACUUCAAUUACUUCUACCACCGCGAGACCGACCAAGAGGAAAUGCAGUCACAGAACUUCAACCACGUCACCAGCUGCCCUUACCUUCCUGGCACGAUGGGCGAGCCCUACCUGAGUGGAAAGGACGAUGAGAAGGACGACGUCUACAGUGACCAAUGACUAUACAUAGUGUUGUUUUGUUUGUAGUAAGGACUACUAGUCGGCAGAGACGAUGUUUGUGAUAUUAAGAGUAAGAGACAAAGUGCAACGUGCUUAUGUAAAUAUUAGUUUAAGUGAUGUAAAGAUAAAAUAAAUUGUUAUCUAUUACUUUUAGAUAUGUUUGAGUGGCAGUGUUUUAUAGUCUCGGUGGGUGGAGACGGUUUUGAAAUUAGUAAAUAUUAGACACAUCCAGACAGAAA